CAUAUUUUAAAUUGGCCACUACAGUCUUAAACAGAAGCCCCUUUCACGAAAUUUAACACAAUCAUAAACGGCGCUGCCUCUUAAUAGCAAUGGGUCCGAGAAAGAGAGGAUCAAAGAAAAGGAAAUCCGAGGAGGCGUUGGGAGGCGAAAAGGAGGGAGAGGACACCGAGGAGAGGAGACACAGGAGGAAGUACCGUGGGAAUGAUAAAUACAUUGGAGCUCAUGUAGGCUUUCCAGGUGGGAUAUGGAAAGCAGUGGAGUCCUGCACAGAGAUGGGUGGAGCGGUGUUUCUGGGCUCCCAGCGGUCAUGGAAGAGGCCUGCACUGGACCAGAUAGCUGCUCUCAAGUUUAGAGAGCAAUGUUCUCUACAGGAGUAAACUAGCUCACAUCCUGCCUCAUGGGUCCUAUACUUGAUGAACUGUGGAUCUCCUAAAGAAGAUGUGUUUGAGAAGAGCCGGGCCCUGCUGGUGGAUGAGUUCAGCUGCUGCAGCCUCCCGGGCCUCACCCUCUACAACUUCCACCCUGACUUGUCCCUGGGCUCCAUCACCACUGAGCAGUGUGUGGAGAAGUUGGCAGGAGCCAUUAACCACGCCCAUAAGCAAACACCUGCUGUGGUUACAGUGUUGGAGAACAUGAGCGGUCAGGGCAGUACGCUGGGCGGUAAGUUCUCUGAGCUGAGGAGCAUCGUAGACAAAGUGAGAGACCAGACCAGAGUAGGAGUGUGUCUGGAUACCUGUCACGCCUUUGCCGCAGGAUAUGACGUGGCUGCAGAGGGAGCAGCGGAGGCCAUGCUUGAUGAGUUUGAUCAGGAAGUGGGACUCCACUAUCUUAAAGCCCUCCAUCGCAAUGACUACAAAGGUAAACUAGGCUGCCACCUUGAUCGCCAUGAAGACGUUGGUAAAGGUCAAUCUGCUUUCCGAGACAUCGUCAAUGAGCCCAGACUGGACCACAUCCCUCUGAUACUGUAGACACCUGGACAGCCAGGUUUUGAGUAUGCUGAGCAGGUUGAACUUCUGUAUUCCCUAUUUAUGAGAAGACAAUAGUUGGCACUUUUACUGAGGAAUUGGACCAGCUAAACUGAACCGAACCAGACCUCGGCUCACACGUCUGCUCAGAGAACUGGACUGAAUUUGUCAAGGACCAAAGUGGAUGGGUUGUUGUAAAUCGGUGUGAA
Cyclopterus lumpus (lumpfish) is the source of this 1174-nucleotide messenger RNA. RefSeq names its product probable endonuclease 4. The record is from RefSeq and is a predicted model, not a curated record. Lineage: Eukaryota; Metazoa; Chordata; Actinopteri; Perciformes; Cyclopteridae. Gene Ontology annotation, molecular function: phosphoric diester hydrolase activity; DNA-(apurinic or apyrimidinic site) endonuclease activity; DNA binding. Gene Ontology annotation, cellular component: nucleus; mitochondrion. Gene Ontology annotation, biological process: base-excision repair.